AUGUCUAACCCUCAGGACUACACAGUCGGAUGGAUCUGUGCAUUAAACACAGAAUACGUUGCCGCACAAGAAUUCCUCGAUGACGAGCAUGAACCACCGGAGUUUGUCUCGCCUAAUGACACCAACGACUACACAUUGGGCAGGCUUGGAAAGCAUAACGUCGUCAUAGCCGUGUUACCUGACGGUGAAUAUGGAACAGCUUUAGCUGCUAGUGUGGCCACAAAUAUGCUUCACAGUUUUCCAAAUGUCAGGAUCGGCUUGAUGGUGGGUAUUGGUGGUGGGGCACCAAGUAGAAAGCAUGAUAUCCGUCUUGGCGAUAUUGUGGUUAGCGCGCCUCGUGACGGCGAUGGCGGUGUUUUCCAGUAUGACUUUGGAAAAACAAUACAGAAGCAGGCCUUCCAUUAUACAGGAUUCCUGAAUCAACCACCGCAGAUACUACGCGCGGCAGUGGCAGGGAUCCAGGCCCAGCACGAGAGGAAGGGACAUCGACUUGAAGAGGUUAUGGAAUCGAUACUUGAAAGAAAUCCAAGACUACGUCAGAAAUAUAGACGACCGCAGCCUAGUUCUGAUAGACUUUUCAAAGCCGAAAUCACCCAUACAAAGACCUGUGCAGAGCUCUGUGCUAACGAUCCAUCAUGUUUGGUCGAGCGACGCGAGCGAGCAGAGCAUGAGGAUGACCCGGUCAUUCACUAUGGCUUGAUCGCCUCGGGAAACCAGCUAAUGAAGGAUGCUGUGAUCCGUGACCGACUUGCGGAAGAAAAGGAUGUUCUAUGUUUUGAGAUGGAAGCAGCAGGGUUGAUGAAUCAUUUCCCAUGCCUGGUCAUACGGGGGAUUUGUGACUACUCAGACUCUCACAAGAACAAAGAGUGGCAAGGGUAUGCUGCAAUGGCCGCGGCUGCUUAUACAAAAGACCUCCUCUCUCGCAUUCCGCCAAAUAAGAAAGAUCCCCUGUGGUCAGACCCGUCAGGCCAGCUGAAAAGGGGUUUUGAAUAUCGCAGAAUGGGAACUGAUUCUGAGAUAGAUAAGUUUCGACGCAUUGUAGGCACAAUUAUUCUCUUAGCAGAGCCCCUUUCACGGUCAUCUCUAGCAUCUUUGCUUAAUAUCGACAGUCAACAGAUUGAGGGACAUCUUUCAUCUCUCCAUUCUGUCCUGAGUGUGCCAUCCUCUACGGACUCUCCGAUAAGGAUGUUGCACCUUUCAUUCCGUGACUUCCUCAUUGACCCUGACAAACGUCACAUGAACCCAUUCUGGGUGGACGAGAUGGAAACUCACAAGAUGAUCAUGGCUAAAUGCCUUGAACGAAUGUCCCAACCGGGAAUUCUUCAACAAAAUAUAUGCAACCUGCCGGGCCAUGGGACACUACGAGCUAAGAUCGAUGGCAAAAUCAUAGGCAACCACUUACCACCAGUUAUACAAUAUGUUUGCCGCUUCUGGGUAUACCAUUUGAAAGAGAGUCAGACACGCAUCCAUGACGGUGAUCCAGUCCAUGUGUUUAUAGAGGAUCACUUUUUACAUUGGCUGGAAUCAUUGAGCCUUUUAGGAAGAAUUGCAGAAAGUAUUCAGCUAAUUCAGACCUUACAGACUGUUGCAAGUGAUAAGGACACGGAAAUAUACAGAUUCCUUAACGACGCAAUGCGGUUCAUUCGAAAGAACAUCUCAGUGAUUGAUCAGGCGCCUCUCCAGCUCUAUGCAUCGGCACUUAUUUUCAUACCAGAAAAAAGUAUAAUCAGGAAUAAAUAUAUCAAUAAGAUCCCUAGCUGGAUUCAGAAAUUACCAGAAGUGGAGUCAGCCUGGAGUGCAAUGUUGCAGACCCUUGAAAGCCAUUCUCACCAGGUUCGGGCAGUGGCGUUCUCUCCUGACGGCAAGCUAGUGGCCUCAGGCUCUGGUGAUCAGACGGUCAAGCUGUGGGAUUCAGCGACUGGCACUCUGCGGCAGACGCUCCAAGGCCAUUCUGGUUGGGUUAAUGCAGUGGCGUUCUCUCCCGACGGCAAGCUAGUGGCCUCAGGCUCUGGUGAUGAUACGAUUAAGCUGUGGGAUUCAGCGACUGGCACUCUGCGGCGGACGCUUGAAGGCCAUUCUGAUUCGGUUGAUGCAGUGGCGUUCUCUCCUGACAGCAAGCUAGUGGCCUCAGGUUCUGGUCGGACGGUCAAGCUGUGGGAUUCAGCGACUGGCACUCUGCGGCAGACGCUCCAAGGCCAUUCUGGUUCGGUUCAUGCAGUGGCGUUCUCUCCCGACGGCAAGCUAGUGGCCUCAGGCUCUAGUGAUCGGACGAUCAAGCUGUGGGAUUCAGCGACUGGCACUCUGCAGCAGAAGCUCGAAGGCCAUUCUAAUUCGGUUGAUGCAGUGGCGUUCUCUCCUGACAGCAAGGUAGUGGCCUCAGGUUCUGGUCGGACGGUCAAGCUGUGGGAUCCAGCGACUGGCACUCUGCGGCAGACGCUCCAAGGCCAUUCUGGUUCGGUUCAUGCAGUGGCGUUCUCUCCCGACGGCAAGCUAGUGGCCUCAGGCUCUAGUGAUCGGACGAUCAAGCUGUGGGAUUCAGCGACUGGCACUCUGCGGCAGACGCUCCAAGGACAUUCUGGUUCGGUUUAUGCAGUGGCGUUCUCUCCCGACGGCAAGCUAGUGGCCUCAGGUUCUGGUCGGACGGUCAAGCUGUGGGAUCCAGCGACUGGCACUCUGCGGCAGACGCUCGAAGGCCAUUCUGGUCAGGUUUAUGCAGUGGCGUUCUCUCCUGACGGCAAGCUAGUGGCCUCAGGCUCUGGUGAUCAGAUGGUCAAGCUGUGGAAUUCAGCGACUGGCACUCUGCGGCAGACGCUCGAAGGCCAUUCUGGUUGGGUUAAUGCAGUGGCGUUCUCUCCCGACGGCAAGCUAGUGGCCUCAGGCUCUGGUGAUGAUACGAUCAAGCUGUGGGAUUCAGCGACUGGCACUCUGCGGCAGACGCUCGAAGAUUCUGGUUGGGUUUAUGCAGUGGCGUUCUCUCCCGACGGCAAGCUAGUGGCCUCAGGCUCUAGUGAUGAUACGAUCAAGCUGUGGGAUUCAGCGACUGGCACUCUGCGGCAGACGCUCGAAGGCCAUUCUUUUUGGGUUUAUGCAGUGGCAUUCUCUCCCGACGGUAAGCUAGUGGCCUCAGGCUCUGGUGAUCAGACGGUCAAGCUGUGGGAUUCAGCGACUGGCACUCUGCGGCAGACGCUCCAAGGCCAUUCUGGUUGGGUUAAUGCAGUGGCGUUCUCUCCCGACGGCAAGCUAGUGGCCUCAGGCUCUGGUGAUGAGACGAUCAAGCUGUGGGAUUCAGCGACUGGCACUCUGCGGCAGACGCUCCAAGGCCAUUCUGGUUCGGUUUAUGCAGUGGCGUUCUCUCCUGACGGUAAAUUUCUGGAGACUAAUCAAGGGCGAUUCAAUAUUGAAUCUCUUCAUGUUUGCAGUCUAUCCCAAACAGCAAGCAGUCCUUAUAAAAACAUACUAGUGAAGGGUCAGUGGCUGACUCGCAAUGAUUCCAAUGCCAUUUGGUUGCCUGUUGAGUAUCGGGUAACUUGUUCCGCCGUGUAUGAGAGCAUGCUUGUCAUGGGACAUGUUUCAGGUCGAGUUACUUUUCUGAAGAACUGGAGAACCGUGAGCGAGGAGGCGUGCCGAACGGGAGCUAAAAACGGCCCGAUGGCAGUACCCGAAGGCGGUCCGCAGACACCAGAAAACUCUGCACGGAAUGAGGCCAUCCCAAGAGCCCUAGGCCGGAGACAGAAUCUACAAGCAGAAACCCUACGAACCCUAGUAGUUGAAUUCCCCCCAUUAAACAAUAGCAAAAGAAUCUCGUACCAAAUGGUUGCGAAACUCAUAGAGAACCAAGCAACUAUAAACCUACCCCUAAAACCAUGGGCUGAAGUUGCCUCCGCAAUCAACCCAUCAGCGAUCAACAUAAUCCCACGACCCCAGAAAGAACUGAACUGCGUCCAAAUCAGCACUGCACGGCUAGAAACAGCAGAUAACAAUGGAAACAACAAGGACAAUUUCAUAAGAUUCCUGCCUACUGAUACCGCGAAUAAACAUAUUAGAAUGGCCUUAUCAACCACCGAACCCAUCAAAGAUGUACAGGUAGCGGGUGUUGGCACCACUAAGAUAGGCUAUUCGGCUGAAACAGCCCAGAACAACACCGCAUGGCUGGAAGAACUAGGAAACAAAACCAAGCUGGAAAAGAAAGAAGGAAUUGAGAAGAUUAUGGAAGAGAAUGACCUGGCCGAGAAGAGAUUUGAAAUCGAGGAUAUUGCAUGGCUAAAGAAGAAGGAUAGCCCGCUAGGAAAGUCCGCAUCUAUGGGCAUCUGGCUAAAUAUACCAGAGGCAGCAGAAUCUAUCAUCAGUAAUGGCCUCCUAGUUGGACAAAGAUAUAUCAGAAAAGUUUGGCCAUCUAGCUUGGUCAUGCAAGGAACAGAGAACAUCCUACUGGGCACAAAAGGUGCCAAGCACCUCUUAACCCGAAUUCCUCCCAAUAAUGUCAUCAACACUAUGUCUACUACAGUUGAACAUCUGGAAAUCCAGGGCAGGAAUGGAAGCCCUCAUUAA
Messenger RNA from Talaromyces stipitatus ATCC 10500, 4548 nucleotides. Its product is annotated as WD repeat-containing protein, putative. Gene Ontology annotation, biological process: nucleoside metabolic process. Lineage: Eukaryota; Fungi; Ascomycota; Eurotiomycetes; Eurotiales; Trichocomaceae. The coding region runs from base 1 to 4548 and encodes 1515 amino acids. The record is from RefSeq and is a predicted model, not a curated record. The transcript is spliced from 8 exons. Gene Ontology annotation, molecular function: catalytic activity; protein binding.